GGGCACGGGUACUACUGCGAUCCCUACUCUCAUCGCCUUCAUGUUCUUCGUUAUACUUGCGCCUCUUCCUCAAAGUACCCCCUUUUCCCUUUCUCUUCUCCUCUCACCCGAAUUCAUGGCUCCAAAGAAGGAUAAGGCUCCUCCACCAUCUUCUAAACCCGCCAAAUCUGGUGGUGGCAAGCAGAAGAAGAAGAAGUGGAGCAAGGGAAAGCAAAAGGAGAAGGUGAACAACCAGGUGCUGUUUGAUCAGGGUACUUAUGACAAGCUCCUCUCUGAAGCUCCCAAAUUCAAGCUCAUCACUCCUUCCAUUCUCUCUGAUCGUUUGAGGAUUAAUGGAUCACUUGCAAGGAGGGCUAUAAGAGAGUUGAUGGCUAGAGGUUCAGUUAGACUGGUUUCCGCUCACGCGAGUCAGCAGAUUUACACUAGAGCAACAAACACCUAGAUAUAGUUCUUGCAAGAUUGAUGAAAUAUCUUUCUUUCAAUUUGAGAUGUGCACUUCAGGCUAGAAUGUUUCAGUACUACACUAUUUAUGAAUUUGUGUGGAGAAUCUUUUUGUUCCCUAGAUAAUGCAUUUGCCUUCUUUCUAUGUUUUAUCA
Arachis duranensis is the source of this 596-nucleotide messenger RNA. RefSeq names its product 40S ribosomal protein S25-2. Gene Ontology annotation, molecular function: structural constituent of ribosome. The record is from RefSeq and is a predicted model, not a curated record. Gene Ontology annotation, cellular component: cytosolic small ribosomal subunit. Bases 41 to 442 code for a protein of 133 amino acids. The transcript is spliced from 4 exons. NCBI's taxonomy places the organism in Eukaryota, Viridiplantae, Streptophyta, Magnoliopsida, Fabales, Fabaceae.